AUGAAGGAUGAGGUCAUCAGCACCAACGCGCUGGCAUGGCUGGUGUGCUCGGGCGUGUCCAUCCUGGCGAAUGCCUGGGGGAUUCUGAGUGUUAGUGCCAAGCAGAAAAAAUGGAAACCUUUGGAGUUUCUCAUCUGCACGUUGGCUGGCACACACAUCCUUAACAUGGGCAUCCCAAUCACCAUGUACUGCGUCAUCCAACUCCGCCGUCAGCACUCCAACUAUGAGUGGAACGAAGGUCUGUGCAAGGUCUUUGUGUCCACCUUCUACACCCUGACCUUGGUCACCUGCUUCUCCGUCACAUCCUUGUCCUAUCACCGUAUGUGGAUGGUGCGCUGGCCUGUCAACUACAGGCUGAGUAACACCAAGAAACAGGCAGUCCAUACAGUGAUGGGUAUUUGGAUGGUCUCCUUCAUCCUCUCCACGCUGCCCGCUGUGGGCUGGCACGACACCACCGAGCGCUUCUACACACACGACUGUCGCUUCAUUGUCACUGAGAUCGGCCUGGGUUUUGGGGUGUGUUUCCUCCUGCUGAUCAGUGGGAGUGUGGUGAUGGGUGUGAUCUGUAUUGGGAUCGCGCUCUUUCAGACCUUCUCUAUCCAGACGGGCCACAACGUCGACAAGAACAAGUUCAACGUGCCCACCAUCGUAGUGGAGGAUGCCCAGGGCAAGAGACGCUCCUCGAUUGAUGGCUCAGAACCAAUCAAAACAUCGCUGCAAAUUACGUACCUCAUCAGUGGAAUAGUCUUCAUCUAUGACUUCCUCACUGGCUUUCCCAUUCUGGUGGUGAGCUUUGCCAGUCUGAAGUACGACCGCUCGUAUAACUGGAUGGUCCUGUGUGUGCUCUGGUGUUCCAUCGCACAGUCCAUCCUCCUUCCCAUGUUCCUGUGGGCGUGUGACCGUUACCGUGCUGACGUCAAGAUGGUGUGGGAAAAGUGUGUGGCUAUCAUGUCCAAUGACGAUGUAGAUGAAGAAAACAGCCAGGAUGGGGGCAUUCAUCCGGACAUAAUAUAUGACACCCCAUAUGACUAUAGCUGCGCUGGCGAUAUCAUGACGCUAGACCGUAUUGCCCAGUACCAAUUCUCAACCUUAGAAAGGGGGAUGACCCAGGGUUAUCCAUUGAGGGAGCUUCAGGAAGAUAAAAUGCACUAUUUGCAGGUGCCGCCUACAAGAAGAUACUCCCACGACGAAACAGACAUGUGGACCACCGGCCAGAUUCCGUCCUACCUGCACCGCUGGGGAUCCACCGAGGACAUCAUCGGGAUGCCUCAGUACAGCUCUCCGCGCCACGAGAGGCGGCGGAGCAGCCCGGCAUCCUACCACGAGGAGAGCCACCCUUAUCGCAAACGGAGGAGAUCCGAGGACAGUGUGCACUCGCUCAAACAGCUGCCGCGCGUGGAGCGCUAUGAGGACGACUUCAAGUGCUUCAGCCGCGACGAAGUCAUCAACUUCAUCGACGAGACGCCGCUCCCUAGCCCCCUGAGGAGCCCACGCCGCGCUUCCGCCAUAUCUUUAGUGCCCGAUACUUACGAGCAACACAUUAUUUUGCUGCCGCAUUUUCCCCUCACGCACUUUGAGCGCGAGCCCCAAGCAUUACGCCGAUCCUCAGAGCAAGGCAAAUGCCCGGUGCUAAUCGAACAGUCCCAGGAUUCAUCCAGAUCGGACGGUAAUGGCAGGGGAAACGGGGAGGGAGGCGGAGAAGGACCAGGGGGCUGUGGCUCCAGUAAAGGCUGUCGAGAGCACCACAGGGACGGGAAGGGUGUAUCAGAACAAAGGGCGCCAGGACCUAGCUCGCGGACAGAGGAGCAGUGUUCUCAGAGGGCCAGGACAGGGCAGGACCAGGGCGCGACCUGGCCAGACCACAAGCACCUGACAAAAGUGGAGAGUAAAGGAAGCACAAAUAGUUUUAUAAGCUCUCCCUCAGCAUCCUCUGGAUAUAUCACAUUUCAUUCUGACUCUGUCGGAUCUGCUUCUUAG
Messenger RNA from Chanos chanos (milkfish), 1977 nucleotides. RefSeq names its product G protein-coupled receptor 153 (gene gpr153). The record is from RefSeq and is a predicted model, not a curated record. NCBI's taxonomy places the organism in Eukaryota, Metazoa, Chordata, Actinopteri, Gonorynchiformes, Chanidae. Gene Ontology annotation, molecular function: G protein-coupled receptor activity. Gene Ontology annotation, biological process: G protein-coupled receptor signaling pathway. Bases 1 to 1977 code for a protein of 658 amino acids. Gene Ontology annotation, cellular component: membrane. The transcript is spliced from 5 exons.